AUGACGCACACCGCCGCCCCCGCACGCGCACGCUUAAAGGCGCGUUCUCACGACCGCAUUACACGCGAUGCUACACCCCGGCCGCCGGCCAGCGGCACCACCCCGCACAUCCCAGCGCACGAUUCCGCCGCGCCGACGAGCACGAAGGGCCAGCGGCCACCGCACCCCGCGGCCACCCAGACGUCACGAACCGACAGUGCCUCCACCGAAGCACCGGGUCGCCCGCCGCCCGCAACCAAGGCGAUGCGCCACGCGACCCGUCCAGGUGACGGGGACGGGCACGCGGCACACGGCGACCGCAGGCCACCCGACCGCGACACGCACGACAACGCCAGGGCACCACGCAAACGAGUCCCGAAAAACACCGCGGCGACAAUCCCACCGAGCGAAGGUCCGCGCACCGAACGUCCAUCCGCCACGAAGACGAUCCAUAAUGGCGGCGGAGCUGAUCGCUCCGACACCACCGCGCACCACCACGCCACCAAGAAAUAG
Molecule: messenger RNA, 492 nt
Organism: Vollenhovia emeryi
Lineage: Eukaryota; Metazoa; Arthropoda; Insecta; Hymenoptera; Formicidae
Exons: 1
Coding region: 1-492 (163 amino acids)
Source: RefSeq, a predicted model, not a curated record